CACUUUCCUUCUUGUAUUUUUGCCAUCUACUACUACCUUUGAGUGAUUUCUUCUGUAAUCAACGUUUCACCACCACACACGCAACUCCUUAAAUCUAUCUUCUUUAACGAAAUUACCCUUUAGCUCGUAAAGAUGGCGUACGCAAUGAAGCCGCCGAAGCAGCAGGGUUUGGAAGAAUCCCAGGAGCAGAUUCACAAGAUCAGGAUUACUCUCUCCUCUAAGAACGUCAAGAACCUCGAGAAAGUUUGUGGUGAUUUGGUUCGUGGAGCUAAGGACAAGCGGCUGAGGGUUAAGGGACCAGUGAGAAUGCCCACCAAGGUUCUGCACAUCACUACCAGGAAGUCCCCUUGUGGUGAAGGUACCAACACUUGGGAUAGAUUUGAGCUUCGUGUCCACAAGCGAGUUAUUGACCUCUUCAGCUCCCCAGAUGUUGUUAAGCAGAUUACCUCUAUUACCAUUGAACCUGGUGUGGAGGUUGAAGUUACCAUUGCAGAUUCUUGAAUGCUGCCUACUUUUGCAAUCUCCCCCUCUUCUAAUCUUUUUAGUUAAUUAGACAUCCUUACUUUAUGUUGCCCUGGUGUCUUGGAAUAUGCAUGUCAAGCAUCAGAACUUGAUUGGUGCUAUAGGGUUAGCGCAGCAUGUCUGUUUUUCAGAAUGUUUUAAAGUGAAAGGCUUCUGUGAGGGAUUUUGGUUUUUUGCAGUUUUUUAAAGCUGAGAUGUUGGAAUGAUUAUUAAGUA
Corylus avellana is the source of this 738-nucleotide messenger RNA. The record is from RefSeq and is a predicted model, not a curated record. Lineage: Eukaryota; Viridiplantae; Streptophyta; Magnoliopsida; Fagales; Betulaceae.